Molecule: messenger RNA, 1450 nt
Organism: Protopterus annectens (West African lungfish)
Lineage: Eukaryota; Metazoa; Chordata; Ceratodontiformes; Protopteridae
Gene: U2AF1
Product: U2 small nuclear RNA auxiliary factor 1
Exons: 9
Coding region: 126-740 (204 amino acids)
Biological process (GO): mRNA splicing, via spliceosome
Cellular component (GO): spliceosomal complex; U2AF complex
Molecular function (GO): metal ion binding; pre-mRNA 3'-splice site binding
Source: RefSeq, a predicted model, not a curated record
CAUCUAGAUUGGUUCCUUUCAGCUGAGUGGUGUCUUGGUCACCUUCUCUGUAAUUCUUGAUGACGUAUUUACUCUACCAUGUGUUGAACAUAGGUUUGUGCUCUGUGUAUUGUUAGUUUUGGGAAAUGGCGGAGUAUUUAGCAUCUAUUUUUGGAACUGAGAAAGAUAAAGUCAAUUGCUCAUUUUAUUUUAAAAUUGGAGCAUGUCGUCAUGGGGACAGAUGUUCUCGGUUACACAACAGGCCAACAUUUAGUCAGACCAUUGCCCUCAUGAACAUUUACCGUAACCCUCAACACUCUACCCAGUCUUCUGAUGGUUUGCGCUCAGGUGCAGUAAGUGAUGUUGAAAUGCAGGAACACUAUGAUGAAUUUUUUGAGGAAGUCUUCACAGAAAUGGAAGAAAAGUAUGGUGAAGUAGAAGAAAUGAAUGUAUGUGAUAAUUUGGGAGAUCAUCUAGUUGGAAAUGUAUAUGUAAAGUUUCGACGUGAAGAAGACGCUGAAAGGGCGGUGAUAGAUUUGAAUAAUCGUUGGUUUAAUGGUCAGCCAAUUCAUGCAGAACUCUCACCAGUAACAGAUUUCAGAGAAGCUUGCUGUAGGCAAUAUGAAAUGGGGAGAACCUAUGCUGUUCAGUCAAGGGAUCGUUGUGCAUCUGUAACUGGCAAAGUAAAGUGGAGAGUGCACACGCGGUGGUUUCUGCAAUUUUAUGCAUCUGAAGCCAAUCUCCAGAGAACUGCGACGUGAGUUGUAUGGUCGUAAACGAAAGAAGCAUAAAUCCCGGUCCAAAUCUAGAGAACGCCGUUCCAGAUCAAGAGAACGUGAAAGAAGAAGGUCUCGGGAUCGGGAACGAUCUGGCCGAUUCUGAUGCGUUUUGGUUAUUGUGCUCCUGCUGAAGAACACUUCAGCUCUCGCUUGAUCAAAUAAGUUCAGAAAAUUGUUACUUUUUUAAAGAUGGUGUCUUAAAAUAAACAUUUGUAGUUAUCUAAGAAUCCUUGUGUAUUUCUUCGCAAUAACAUUUUGUGCUCUUUUUUGAGUUUUGAAAGGUUAAUUUUUAAUUAAUGUAGAGAACAGGACAGAAUUUGAAGUGCUUAAUAUGAAACACAGAUGUAUUAAAAAUAUCUACUCCUGUAUUUUAAGUGAAAGAAAGGCCAGAUACUAUUCGUUUUCAUCCAUGCCCUUAACUAAAUUAUUUUUUCACACAUUUGAGACACCUUUCACGGAUGUAUUGCACACUAAGAAUGAGGAAUAAAAAUGUGCAUGUUUUCUCUGGCAAAACAUCCUUGUUCUGUAUUUAACCUAGCAUUUGUUUCUGUUGAUUCAGUUGUGCUGUUAAGAUUUAUCUGAAUAGCUGUACAAGGCUGCAUACUAUGAAUAUUUCAAAAAAUGAUUGUUUUUAUUAUGUUUGCUGUCAUUAGUGUCUGAAAACAAGGUGUAAAUAUACAUGAUUAAUUUUA